UGAGUCUUGGGUCUUCAGGGUCAAACGCGUUUAAAGAUUGGGGUCCAACUAGAGAGAAAUGGGAUUAGUCGCAUGGGGUCCGUAGGGAAGGGAUGUAACCUCUGCAGCUGGAUGGAACCGAGACAUUCAUGUUGACCGUGGUGAUUGUUGACGGGAUCCUAUCUCGCUGGACUGAGCAGCCGUCAGUGGUCGGUGGGAGAUGCUAAUCUCCCAGACCCGAAGGUGGUAACGUCCCAAGAUGGCCAUUGUUUACGUAGUUUCCCCGUCCCACCGCGACGAGUCCCAGGCCCCAUAGCAUUCUCGCUGCAUUCCAAGUGAUCAGCGAUGCGAUCGGCAUGCCUGAAACAUUCAUAAAUAAACCCAUUCCUCCUCCUUCGUGGGCUUUACUCUCUUUCACCCACUUCACCUUCCUUGAAAAACCUCGUCCACCAUGAAGUGCGCCACCGUCCUUGGUGCGCUAGGGCUCCUCGUCUCGGGUGCCUCUGCCGUCAAGGUGAAUCCACUUCCCGCUCCCCGCAACAUCACUUGGGGCUCCUCCGGUCCGAUCCCAGUCCAAAAGGUCAACCUGCGCACCUCCGAUAGUCACGGCCAUAACAACGCCCUCGUACAAAACGCCUGGGACCGCACCUGGUCGGCCAUUGUCGAUCUCCAAUGGGUGCCCGCCGCCACUGAAGCUCCCAUCCCGACCUUCGAGCCCUUCCCGACCGGCUCGGCCAAGACCAAGCGCGACUCCACCGCGACUGCGAUCCGUUCCGUUCAGCUCUCCGUGGCCGAUGGAGAUGCCGAUCUACAGCAUGGUGUGGACGAAUCCUAUACCCUGGAGGUGACCGCCUCGUCCGGCAGUGUCAAGAUCACUUCCCAGACCGUCUGGGGCGCAAUUCACGCGUUUACCACUCUGCAACAGUUGAUCAUCUCCGAUGGUAAGGGCAACCUCAUCAUCGAGCAGCCCGUCAAGAUCCAGGAUGCUCCGUUAUAUCCUCACCGUGGUGUCAUGAUCGAUACGGGUCGCAACUUUAUCACCGUUCCCAAGAUCCUCGAGCAGAUUGACGGCCUGGCUCUCUCCAAGCUCAACGUCCUCCACUGGCACUUGGACGAUACCCAAUCCUGGCCCAUGCAGAUUCGAUCCUACCCGGAGAUGACCAAGGAUGCCUACUCGAGCCGCGAGAUCUAUACCGAGGCGGAUAUGCGCCGGAUCAUUGCCUACGCUCGUGCCCGUGGCGUUCGCGUCAUUCCCGAGGUCGAUAUGCCCGGUCAUUCGUCCUCGGGCUGGAAGCAGGUCGACCCGAAUGUCGUGACUUGCAUCAACUCCUGGUGGUCCAACGAUGACUGGCCCAAGCAUACCGCUGUCGAGCCGAACCCGGGUCAAUUGGAUGUCAUCUAUAACAAGACCUACGAGGUGGUGGGCAACGUAUACAAGGACCUGUCGGCUAUCUUCACAGAUAACUGGUUCCACGUUGGCGGUGAUGAGCUUCAGUCCAACUGCUUCAAUUUCAGCUCGUAUAUCAACGAGUGGUUCGCCGAGGACCCCUCGCGCACGUACAACGACCUCUCGCAAUACUGGCUCGACCACGCCCUGCCCAUCUUCCGUGGAACCGGUGGUCCGAAGCGUCGUCUGAUGAUGUGGGAGGACAUCUUCAUCAACACCGACGCCGCGCACCACGUCCCCAAGGAUAUCGUCCUGCAGUCCUGGAACAAUGGUCUCACCAACAUCAAGAACCUGACCGCCAGCGGCUACGACGUGAUCGUCUCCUCCUCCGACUUCCUCUACCUCGACUGCGGAUUCGCCGGCUUCGUGACCAACGAUCCCCGUUACGACGUGAUGACCAACCCCGGCGGAGACGUGACCUUCAACUUUGGCGGCAACGGUGGCUCCUGGUGCGCCCCAUACAAGUCCUGGCAACGCAUCUACGACUUUGACUUCACCGCCAACCUCACCGCGUCAGAGGCCAAGCACGUCCUCGGCGCCGAGGCUCCCCUCUGGUCCGAGCAGGUCGACGAUGUCACCAUCUCCAGCAAAAUGUGGCCACGCGCUGCGGCACUUGGUGAGCUGCUGUGGUCUGGAAAUCGUGACGCAUCGGGUCAAAAGCGUACUACCCAGCUUACCCAGCGCCUGCUUAAUUUCCGGGAGUACCUCGUCGCGAAUGGUGUCAUGGCUACUAACUUGGUACCAAAGUAUUGUCUGCAGCAUCCGCAUGCGUGCGAUUUAUACUAUAACCAGACGGCAGUCUCUCCUUAGACCUUUGCUCUACUUGAUCUGGCUCUGGUGGGCCUGGCUGUUACCUUAUCGGUCCUUUGGCUUCAUUGGCUUACUUUCAACUUGGGAUUUUGGAUCUCACCCUUUUCCCUGGAAUUUGGAUUCCGUCGCGGGAUACAGCGAUUGGGAAAUGUACAUACCACCCCCCCCCAAUUCCCUUCCGUAUGCAUUGAUGCAUUAUAAGGCGAUCGUCACUUUUUAUUCCUUACUUUAUUUUGGCCUUUUUCUUUACUUGCGAUACCCAAUAUUAUUACCUCGCUCGGGUACAUCUUUCUUAUGACGUCGCAUCCUGAUAUUCCUCAUCUCUUUUCCC
This is a messenger RNA of Penicillium brasilianum, 2567 nucleotides long. NCBI's taxonomy places the organism in Eukaryota, Fungi, Ascomycota, Eurotiomycetes, Eurotiales, Aspergillaceae. The record is from the annotation of a GenBank genome assembly.